AUCAAGUAUUCAAAGUCACAGACUCUUCUCCCUACACCAAUUUCGCUCUAUCAGAAAUUGUCAUUAUCAUGCAGACUCGGCUCGCUCCACCGACGGACGCUCCGCCGCCCUACACUCAUCCGUCGUGUCUACCGAGGUUCUCUGCGUCCAGUGGUCAUCGUGAUCAGCUUGCUCGGACUCGUAUGGGCGGCAGCUGUCGGAGUCAGCAAUCUACAAGAUGUGGGAGAUGAAGGUGCUACGACGAAAAUCAACACCUUUUCGAUUGUGCUCGGAGUCAUGUAUCUGGUUGUCGCAGCUCUAGAGCUGUUUGCGCUCGUAGUUGCCGCUCUGGCGCGUCUGCAACUAGCGAAGCUCUUUGUCUUUUUGGCACCGUUGGGAGCCAUCAUCGCUACAGCUGCGGAAAUCCUGAAUACUGCGCUUCAUUAUGCCCUCAAAUCCGACCUGAUCAAGCAAUGUACCGAGGUUGAGACUGGCACUCGAGUCGCAAAUUACAAGGGUGAUGUCACCGAAUUGACAGAAGCCCAGGCCAAAGAUUGGUGCGAGCAAUCUUGGUCUCGAGGUAGUUGGAAGUGCUUCAUAUGGCUGUUCGCGAUCCUGUUCGUUUCGAUCCUAUGGUGCUCCAUCACGUUAGCGUUCUACAGGCAGCUUUUGGACCCUUCCUCCGUCGUUCAGCGCAGAUCCAGGACUCAAGAUGGACAGCAGGCAUACCCUCUGCAACCACAAGCACCUUACCAAGGCCACCCUGAUUAUCCCUUGACAUCCUAUGGCGGUGGCGACUAUGCCGGUGUGGGCUCUCAAGGAUACGUACCGCCGUACCCCGGGCCACCUCCUGCCGAUUCUCCUUAUGCACCCAAGAAUGGAGAUGGCGACGCCAAAGAGUUGGACGGUCGUGACAUGACGUACGAAGCUCAAGAACAAGCAUGGCAACAAGCUCAGCGCGAUGGACCGACAGCACGCAGUGGGGCGGCGAGUGAAUACAGCGCGCCUAAUGGGCCUCCUUCCCGGGACAGGGGAAGAAACGAAGAGGAAGACGACGCUUGGCGGCUGGCCACGGAACAAGGCCCGACUGCCCAUCUGACCGGCGAUACCAUCAGGCAAGGUGGCGCGAGAGUCUGAUUGGAUAUGGUGCGACGUGGCUAUUUUACUUAAGCGAUUCAUUCCGAACGCUAUAUUCAUUGCGAGAGCGCUGGAUCUAGUGCUUGUAUAUCAUACCAUCAAACCAGUAUUAUACCGACGCAGAGAUACAGUCAUCUUAUACAUGUUCUCGGACGAUCAGACAAUGAUACCCUGCUCAGUCCCCAUGUACCUCGCUCGCAGCGGUCGAUCUGCUAAUCCUUUCGCGACUACAGUCACGCAGUCGUUCGGGAAG
Messenger RNA from Filobasidium floriforme, 1369 nucleotides. RefSeq lists its product as uncharacterized. The record is from RefSeq and is a predicted model, not a curated record. Lineage: Eukaryota; Fungi; Basidiomycota; Tremellomycetes; Filobasidiales; Filobasidiaceae. The transcript is spliced from 7 exons. The annotation marks the transcript as partial.